Oncorhynchus mykiss (rainbow trout) is the source of this 1532-nucleotide messenger RNA. Lineage: Eukaryota; Metazoa; Chordata; Actinopteri; Salmoniformes; Salmonidae. The record is from RefSeq and is a predicted model, not a curated record.
CUGCAUCGUCUGAGGAAUUGUCUGAGGAAGUUCAACGGAGAGGAGCAGAAAUUGCAAGCAUGUAUAAAGCACAGCUGAAAGAGAGGAUGGCCCAAAAGAGAAAGGAAGAGAUUCUGAAGAAAAUGGCAAACAACGAUGACAAGAACGAUGACACUGAGGCCUCCUGCUCCUCUGCAGUAAAACGAUCUAAUACCCCUGCCACAGCCCCCGAGCGCCCGGCCAGCCCAGAGGCCACGCCAGUGGCCGCCCGAGAAGACACUCAGGGGGACACCCAGCAGGACCUGGCAGAGGUUGUGAAUGUGCUCAAGAGGCAAUCAUCUGAUCUAUACCUGCCUGACGACGUUUGUGAGGAGUCACUCACAUGGAAAUCCAUUUACGAGGAGCUGUGCCCGCUCGCUCACAGAGUGAACACAGAAGCUGACUACAUCAAGGCGCUUCGCGUCAUCACUGAGAAUGCUGUGACUCCCUCGUGCUCGUCUGAGGAUGAUGUGUCUCAGAGUGUGAGUGAGGACACAAGUCAGGAGGGGAGUAGUAAAAGUGAGGAGAGCAUGAGUGGACAACAGCAGAAAUGUCUACACAGGGAUCCUUAUGGUAAGAGGGACAGGAAGGAGAUUGAUAGUGGUAAAAUGGAAGGGAGAUUUGCAACCGCCAAUGCAAUGUGUAUGAUGGCGAGCCGAGGGAUAGAAGAACUUAAUGCCAUGAGCUACGCAGACAGGAUCAAAUAUUUCAAGUAUGAGGCUAAGAGAAAUGAAGAGAUGAAGAUUGAAAGGAGGAAGGAAAAAGCCAGGGACGAAGAGCUCAAAAAGUGGGAAAAGAGACAGAAGAAAUUGAAUGAGGAGGAAAGGAAAAGGACAGAAAAUAUGGAAAAAAACAAGUUAGAGGAGCAGAGGAAAAGGGAGAAGGCAGAGAUGAAACUAAAGAUCGAACAUGAGAAAAAGAGACAAGAGCAAGAGAAAAAGAUGGAGAAACAGAGGGCAGAGGAAGAGAAAAAGAUGGAGAAACAGAGGGCAGAGAAGUUGAAAAAGAUGGAGAAACAGAGGAUGGAGGAGGAGAGGGACAGGGAAAAGGAGAGAAUGAAGGUGUUGGAGAUGCAGCAAAAGGCACGAGAGAAAGAAGAGAAGAGGAGGAAAGAGGAACAGAAAAGGAGAUUGAAGAUACAACAGGAACAAGAGAAGGAGGAACAGAAAAGGCAGACAAGGAUACGGGACGAGGAUAAGAAGAGAGCAGAGUUUCAAAGAAUAAAAGAUCACGAGGCCAGGUUCAAGAUGGAGAUGGAGAAACUGUAUGAGAGAGAAGAGAGGAAUGCACAGAUUGAAAGAGAAAAGAGGCGUGCGCUGUGUCAGAAAAAAGGACAGACACAGAGAGCAAAACAGGUGGUGGCAUACGAGGUCACAGCGUCUACAUCUGACGCCUCUGUGCGGAGGGAAGAGAGAGAGCAGCGUCCAGAGACCGCUCACGCACAGUCUGCAAAGAGGAGAACAAGGAAGAAGCAGAAGAAAGCGGCGGACGAGGCAUCGACAACUUUUCAGUAG